This is a messenger RNA of Morchella importuna, 3132 nucleotides long. RefSeq lists its product as uncharacterized. Gene Ontology annotation, molecular function: protein binding. Gene Ontology annotation, cellular component: transcription factor TFIIIC complex. The coding region runs from base 1 to 3132 and encodes 1043 amino acids. NCBI's taxonomy places the organism in Eukaryota, Fungi, Ascomycota, Pezizomycetes, Pezizales, Morchellaceae. The transcript has 5 exons. The record is from RefSeq and is a predicted model, not a curated record. Gene Ontology annotation, biological process: transcription by RNA polymerase III.
AUGGCGCAUAUACCUCGGAAAUCGCUGAUAGGAGGUCGUUGGAGUGAGGAUGGUGAAGGGGAGGAAGAAGACUACCAAUUAGAGGAAUUUGAGGAGGACGGGGGUGAAUUCGACGGUUUCUUCGGUGAAGACGAUGAAGACGAUCCCGACUACUCCGGCAGCGAACGGGGCGGCCAAGAUGAUAUCCCCAUCGACCCAGCCCUCUCAGACGGCGAAGAAGAUGAGCCUACCGAAGAUGAGUCGGAAGAGGACCUCUCUAUGGACCUCUUCAAUAACGAGAUGGAAGACUUCCAUCAGGACCUGAAAGCCGCCCAUGGCUUCCGACGUCGACGUCCCAAUGGAGGUCGCCGCGCAGUCGGCGACGAAAACUACUCCUUCGAAGUUCGCUCCCUUCUUGGCCAGGCUAACCAAGCUUAUGCCUUCGGCAAACUCGACGAAGCGCUCAAGGCCGUGAAGCAAAUCAUCCAGAUCGAGCCCGGCGUAUAUGCGGCGUGGAAGAUCCUUGGUGAAAUCUUCAGCGAGAAGGGCGAUAAGAAUAAAUGUCUUCUGGCCUGGCUGACUGCGGCGCAUGCUCGGCCUAAGGACUGGGAGCUCUGGCUCAUGUGUGCUAAGAUGAGUUUAGACCAAUACGGACCUGAUAAACAGAGCUACAGGGACCAGGCUAUCUACUGCUAUAAUAGGGCAAUCAGAGCGAACCCGGAUAAUAUUGAUGCGAUCUACGAUCGUUCAUUGCUGUUGAAAGAUUCGGGACAGCUUACAAAGGCAGCGGAAGGGUUUGUUAUGCUGAACAGGCUCUUACCAAAUGAUAUGGGAAUUUUAAAGGAGCUAGCCGGAUUGUAUAUCGAACUCGGAAGAAUUCCGGAGGCGAUUGAUUUUUACAACAGGAGUGUAGAGUUUUUUAAGAGUACAGGGAACGCGGAUAUGGCGUUUGGAUGGAGUGAACUCAAUAUAUUUGCCGAGCUUUACUGCAUGGAAAAAGAAUGGGCCGUUGCUAUUCAGACAAUCAAGAGCUUGGGAAGAUGGUUGUAUGGGCGAGCAGAAGAAAAAUACUGGGAUCAAAUUAACGGAGAUGAUAGGGAAUGGGAUGAGGAAGAUAGACCCCGGAGAUGUUUGGUGAGAGAAUUUGAAGUGGACAGGUUCCCGAAGGAAAGCUAUUCGCUCCCACUGGAAUUGCGAGUUAAACUAGGGCUGUGCAGGUUACGGAUGGGUAAUAAAGACGAAGCUAUUUCCCACUUCCAAUACCUACAAAAGACCGCCAAUUCAAACUACAAUGAUUUAUUCCAAGAGGUUGGCGAUGCCCUCUAUGAAUGCCGAGCAUACGAGGAUGCAAUAAGCUACUACAGCGUAGUCGUCGAGGCCGCUGAGUAUCUCGACCGCAAAUUAUGGUUUAAUAUGGCUGAGUGUUACCGGGGCAUCGACAACAUUGAAGAUUCGGAAGACGCCUACAUGACAAUUCUCGAGGCCUACCCUACUGACGAGGCCGCCAUGAUGCAGCUAGCUGGAAUUUAUGAAGUAACCAAUCGCAAAGCCGAAGCCCUUGAGCUUGUCAACGAAAUCAUCCGAAUCCGGCGAGAAAGAGACGCCGCAGAAAAAGCCCGCAAGGAGGCUUUAGCUAGUGGUGUGGUACUUUCUGGAGCGGAGGGAAGUGAGGCGGCCAAUGAAAAUAACACUGCCAUGGCUUUCUUUCCAAACCAGCCGGUCAGGGAGAGAGCGAAAAGAAAGAAGGCUGGAAUGCUAACAGAAGUGGAGAGGGCGGAGAUGGACGCAAAAAAGACAGAGCAGACGACGGUGAAGUUUAAAAAAUUAGAAUUUCUGAGACCGGCCGCUGAGGCCGAGGAUCAACUUGCCAUCAAGGACUGGCUUGAUACGGCAGGUGAUUUAGUAGAUGACUUUAGGAAUACGAGAGCGUUAUACCCGCAAGAUCGGAAUCUUAAAUUCAAGGGCUUUAUGACAACAGCACAACGAAGAGCGAUGGCGCAGGGUCAAGCUAAACGGAUUGAAAAGAUGCAGAGUCGUUUGCAGGAGACAUUGACUUUCCAGGACGAUGAAAUCACUACUGAGCACUUAACAAAAUUCCGAGGACUAGAUUUUGACACAUGGCUAUAUAUCUUCAUGCAAUACGCAAUCUACCUUGCCAAAUACGAUAAUUUCCAGGACGCAUACGACGUCUGCAACGCUGCAAAAGAAGCGAAUGUCUUCUUCCAAGACAAGCGUCGGACUUUCACAAUAUGGAUAACCUGGCUGUCCUGUGCCAUCUUGGUUGGCGACUCAGAAUCCUGUUCCACCAUUUGCCGUUGGUUCAUGACAAGCUUUCAGUUCACGACAGAAACCUACUCUCUCUUUACUGCCUCUAUCACUGCCUCCAAGAAUGGCCUCGAAGUUUUCCACAAUAAUGCCAACCAAAAAUACCUCCUCCGUCAAAUAAAAGCCAUGGACCAGGCAAUCACGGGGAAGGUUAGGGUUGGCGCGGCAACGUUGACGGCCGUAGAUGACGAUGGAAAUAAGUAUGUCCCUGGGGAUGUAGAUGUGGGAUUGCUCAUGCUUUACGGUCAUAUCCUUGCCUCAGGGAGGAGUUAUAUAUCGGCACUGAAUUACUAUACGAGGGCGUACGCGGUGCUACCUGAUAAUCCGAUGAUUACAUUCUGUAUCGGGCUUGCAUAUCUACACAGGAGUAUGCAGAGGCAGAGUGAAAAUCGACAUAUGCAAGCAUUACAGGGCAUGACUUUUCUCUUUGAGUACUAUGAUAUGAGGACUGAUGGGAAGAGAAAAAGCGAAGAAAAGGCGAAGGGACCAGAACACGCCGAAGGAGAAUCGGCAGGGGAUGUGGAUGCAAUGGAGAUUGAUUCAGAACCCACACAGCAGGGAAAGACAAGAGAGGAUAAUACAAAUUGGGAGGAGCGACAAGAAGCCGAAUACAAUAUUGGUAGAGCCUUCCACCAUAUCGGGCUUACCCACCUGGCGAUUCCGUAUUAUCAACGAGUACUAGAAAUUUCAGACGAGCAGGCACAAGCAGGAAAGCCCCUGAUGGGGGACAUGAAAUGGGAGGCAGCUUACAACUUGCAGAUGAUCUAUGUCACCAGCGGAAGUCCUGGCUUGGCAAAAAGCGUCACAGUAAAAUACCUGGUGUUAUAG